Magnolia sinica is the source of this 3176-nucleotide messenger RNA. RefSeq lists its product as uncharacterized. The record is from RefSeq and is a predicted model, not a curated record. Gene Ontology annotation, cellular component: MLL1 complex; Ino80 complex; NSL complex. Gene Ontology annotation, molecular function: G-quadruplex RNA binding; protein binding. NCBI's taxonomy places the organism in Eukaryota, Viridiplantae, Streptophyta, Magnoliopsida, Magnoliales, Magnoliaceae. The transcript has 8 exons. Gene Ontology annotation, biological process: positive regulation of transcription by RNA polymerase II. The coding region runs from base 198 to 2981 and encodes 927 amino acids.
CCUCUCCGUCCUUAGUACCAAAAGCGUAGAGGACCCUUUUCCGUCCGCCAAAAGAGCGACGCCUCAGUACCGCUUCUCUCUCUACUGAAGCAGCAGCAGCAGCAGCAGCAGAAGCAGAAGCGCAGACACGCCAGUGUGUAUGAGAAUCCCUAGUGGAGAAACUUCAUCGUCUCUUUAUAUCUGUUGCUGAGUGUUAGAUGGGGGCUCUCGCUCCUUUUCCUCCUUGGAUACCGGAAGAUGAUCUCUUGCUGAAGAAUGCGGUUGAGGCUGGUGCUUCCUUGGAGUCACUUGCUAAAGGAGCAGUGUGCUUCUCUCGUCGAUUUUCCAUUCGAGAAUUGCAGGAUCGGUGGCACUCUCUCCUCUAUGACUCAGAUAUUUCAGCAGAAGCUUCUGCGCACAUUGUUGAGAUUGAGCUCUCUGUCUCUAACCUUCCAAGACCGAACAGAUCUUGCAAUUUCAAAGGAAAAGAAUGGAUGCCAGGGAAAAGAAAAGUGGACAGUGUUCGCAGCCAUUACCAUGCCAUGCGAAAGAGGAUUUGCCAUGAACCUUGUAACUCUGUUGGUCUUGAUUUUCUUGUGCCACCCGCUAUGCAUAUUUGUACAGGCAAUGAAGGUGGUUAUCAAGAGCAGUUGAAACUUAAUACUGAGCAUGCAGUUGGGAACUGCAUGCCAGGAGGAGAUGAUUUUGGAUUCCCAGAUGCAGACUGGGCUAUCACGGAUCAUGAUUUUCGUCAAAUAACGAGGGCUGAUGCUGUUGGCUCACUUGAAGAUGAUGGAAUAAUGACUAGCGACUGCUUGUAUGGCUUUGCAGAAAAUGUUUCGUCUGUCUCAGUUGAUGAAGCAGGAGGAAAUGGCACUGGGCGCUCCUUUGAGCACAAUAAUUUACACGAGGAUAUUCCGCAGAUUCUUGGAGAUAAUCUGGAUGUCUUUCAGAAUUGCCCACGUGUUCAGGAAAUGGGGCAACCACAAACAUUACCGGCGAGCAACCUAUUUGGAAGUGCUGAUGACGAAGAGACAAAAUCCUUGUCUACACUCGAUCCAAUAAAUAAUAAUCAGGGAAAUGCUUGCUCUGGGUGUGGAGGAAAUCAAAACUUCAGUUCGCCAGUUUCAGAUUGUAGUGCUUCAUUCAAUCAGUUGGUAUAUUCGUCUCCACUGCCUACUUUACAUAUGUGGAGAACAAUUGAGGAUAUUCCUGCGCCGACUAUGCCAAUUGAAGCAAACCUUGAACACAAAGAUAACAGAAUAAGAGAUCCAUUAGCACUCCCCAGUGGGGAUGUUAAGAAAUUGAGUUCUCCACAAUAUGAUGUUGUCCACCACCUGGAACCCAAGUUGAGUGAUGGAUUAUCUAGUGAUGGAUUGAACCAUUCAGCUGCUAUCACAGAUGGUGAUUUGAUCACUAUGUCAAAUUCUCUUUUGAACUUUGAGAAUGAGGAACUCCUUUUUAUGGAUGUGGAUGUGGAUGAGAAGGACAUGAUAGAUAGAUCUUCCCUUGAUGGUCUAAACUCCAUUUUGCUGAGUUCUCCUACUGAUGGGCAUCAAGAUGAUAUACCCAACUCAAGUGAACCUCAAGCAUCAGCAGGUUUGGACACAUGCCUUGUGAUUACUAAGCGUGCCUAUAAUACAGAAUUAGAUGAUAUUGACGGUCCCCUACAUUCUGACCACAGCCAUAGGCAAAAUGUUUGUGAUUCAGAGUUCAGUGUCUCUGCUGCUUCCUCACAAAAUCCUCAUUCAUCUGAACUUCUUGAAGGGUUUAUGGUGUGCACCCUGAACACAGAGGACCCUGAAAUCCCAUGCAAUGAUGAUGUUUUUUCACCUGCUGAGGUGCAAGGCAAAUCUGAGGGAACUACCAGAUCAUUUUCCUCAGCUAAAGACUUUUGUGAUACUCAGAAGGCUAGUGAGCAAGUACCAGCCCCAAUUAAGGAGGAGCGUGAAACACCUGUGCAAUCCACUGUAGCUUCACUGAUGCUGUCGAAACUGGGUUCCAAGCAUCCAGGUGGUGGUCAUCCAGUGAAAGCUGAGUUUCCUGAGAACGAUUCCUUGGCUGUAGCCUCCAGGCAUGCAGGUAUUGUAGGUGAGGAUGCAGAGACAUGCACAAAUGUGCAUGCAACUCCACAUUGUGUUCCAAUUGUUACAUUAAAGCAAGAUGUUACAACAAUAGAAAUGAGGAGACAUGAAAACAACCCCGACUCCUUCUUAGAGAAAUCAGUUCAAGGAUCUGAUCAUACUAAAAGCUAUCCCCAAAAUACUUUUGGUGGUUGUAAACUGGAAGUUGACGUGCCAAUGGGAAUACAAAAACAUGCUUCAUCGCAUGCAGAACUGGGUCCUGGUGAAAUGGGGCUCUCAGAACCAGCAACAAACUUCUCAACUUCAGAUCAUGAAGAGAUACUUUCUGAAAGUGACAAUGAUGUGCCUUAUUUUUCUGAUAUUGAAGCCAUGAUACUUGAUAUGGACUUGGGUCCAUAUGAUGAGGAAUCAAAUUUCACCAGAGAAGUAUCGAGGUAUCAAUAUGAAGAUACUAAGAAGGCAAUCAUAAGAUUGGAACAAGGUGCACAUUCAUAUAUGCAGAGAGCUAUUGCAUCUCAUGGAGCUUUCGCUGUUUUUUAUGGUCGCUAUUUGAGACAUUAUAUUAAGAAAUCCGAGGUGACACUUGGAAGAGCGACAGAAGAUGUUAAUGUUGACAUUGACUUGGGAAGAGAAGGGCGUGCUAAUAAAAUAUCUCGGAGACAGGCAAUUAUAAAGAUGGAGGAAGAUGGUUCUUUCUAUCUAAAGAACCUUGGCAAGGGUUUGAUCUUAGUCAACAGCAAGGAGGUGGCAACUGGACAUCGUUUUAGUCUUAGUUCAAGUUGUCUGAUUGAGAUCAGAGGAAUGAGGUUCAUGUUUGAGAUGAAACGGAAUUUUGGGACGCAGAACAAGACUGCCAGUGUUGCAAAACUGAAGAGCAGCCAAGAAAAGAACACAAAAUUCGAUUGGUUACCCAGAUAGAUUCCUUGAUCUUAAUAUGUUUUCGAGGUACUUUAGUUUCUUGCUCUCUUUCUUUCCUCUCUUAUUGUUCUCUUGUAUUGAGUUCACCUUUUUUCCCUUGCCAUGGCGGAAGUUUUAGGUUUCACUGCCUAAGGUAAGAAUGUAAUAGUACAUUCCAUGUGAUAAAAUGUAUGAUAAGCCGUUGGCUUCUCCUUU